AUGGCGGAAAAAAUCACCGAAGAACAGGUCGACGACCUGCAGAAGAUCCUACGCAGCGAGGCCAGCGUCGACCAAAAGGUCCAGCACGUCACUGGCAUCAAGUCCGGCAUCAAGCAGCACAACGUUCCCGAUGCCCUCGUACCACUAAUUUUCGACGGUCUCCGUACCGCCUCUACCUCGCCGCACGCCGUCCUCGUCAACGCCGGCUUCACGGCCCUCAACCACCUCCUGACGAGGCUAUCGAGACAAGAACCAAAAUACAUUACCAAGGAUGCGAAACACACACUUCCGCUGGUCAUUGACAAGCUCGGCGACCCCAAGGAUAAGUUCAGGAGCCUCGCAUCGCAGGCACUGACCACCAUCUACACGGCCGCGCCCAUGGAUGUCGAGCGCUCGGUGAAGAAUGUUGCCAUGGUUGGUAAGAACCCGAGGGCAAAGGAGGCCAGCAUGCACUGGCUGUUGUACAUGCACCAGGAGCACGGCACUCAGUUCCGCGCGUACGUCCCGACUCUCAUGGAGCUGCUCGAGGACGCUGAUGGCAUGGUGCGCGACGUCGCUAAGAGCACUGUAAUUGAGCUGUUCCGGAAUGCUCCCGGCGCGGCCAAGUCCGACCUCAAGAGACAGCUAAAGAACUUCAAUGUUCGCCCCGCUAUUGAACAAGCCAUCGUCAAGGAGCUUGCGCCUACGGCUGCCGAUCGACCAAAGACUCCAGGCCUCGAUGCUCCGGCGCCUGCCCCUCGACCGAAGCUCGCCGCGAGUGUGUCAUCAGUUGCGAGCGAACGACCCGUCACUCCAGCCCCCGAAACGCGAAGCGAGGUCGAGCCGUCAUACGCCAACUCCCAGCGCGAAUUAGACGACAUCUUUAGGGAAAUGAUGACGUACUUUGAGGGCAGGGAAUCGGAGCAAAACUGGCUGAAGCGCGAAGAGAGCAUGACAAAACUGCGAAGGUUGAUUGCCGGCAACGUCCCCCAAGACUUUCCCGACGCCUUCAUGUUGGGUUUGAAGGGGCUGCUUGACGGAAUAAUCAAAGCCAUCACCUCGCUACGGACCAGUCUUUCAAAGGAGGGCUGCAACUUGGUACAUGAUAUCGCCAUGACCUUUGGCCCCGGCAUGGAUCCUUUGGUGGAGCUUCUUAUGCAGACCUUCAUCAAACUAGCCGCGGCAACGAAGAAGAUUGCUUCCCAGCAGGCUGAUGCCACAGUCAACAUCAUCAUCAGCAAAGUCACCUACAGCUCGCGCAUCAUGCAGCACAUCUGGGGUGCAUGCCAGGACAAGAAUGUCCAGCCCAGAACGUAUGCGACUGGUUGGCUGAAGACGAUCCUGACCAAGGAGGCCCAUCAUAAGAGUCACAUUGAGCACGGCGGCGGAUUGGACCUCGUGGAGAAAUGCAUCAAGAAGGGUCUCAACGACGCGAACCCUGGCGUCAGAGAGCGCAUGCGUGCCACCUUUUGGGUGUUUGCCAAAAUUUGGCCACCCAGGGCGGAUAUGCUCAAGGAUACGCUGGAACCAACUGCGCAGAAGCUCCUCGACAAGGACCCCAACAACCCCAACGCCCCUAAGAGGGAAGUCGAGGCUACACGCGCCAGACCAGGUCUGGGCUUGUCCAAGAGCACGAUGGGCACUGGAAAGCCGACCUUGCGUGAGACUAUGAUGGCACAGAAGAAGGCGACGAUGACGACGGCAGCAUCACAAAAGUUGCCGCCUCGCCCGGGCUCUGCAAUGGCCAAUUUAUCUCCUGUCCGACCACCACAAGCGGCCUCCAGCUCGUCAACUGGCCUGGCACCAUCUGCCAAGCCGACUGCCUCAGGGGGCAUGUCUGUCCGGCCCAUGAGACCAACCAAGAGGAGGCCAGAAAUGGCGGCACGACCCGCGACGGCCGGGCCCUAUUCAGUACGCACACACGAUGGACCCUCCGCUGAGGCAUCCAGCCCCGAAAACCCCAUGUCUCGGAGCACCACAACGAGGCCGAAGACCGAAGCUUCCCCACGGAGAGCCCAGAGUAGGCCUCGUGCUGCAACAUCUCAUGCGUCACCCGGCGCCAAGUCAACCCUUUCGAAGUCUGUAUCUUCCCCUCGCGACUCACCUCGAACAAGUCCUGCGAAGCCCAAGAGGAUGCAGACUACGAUCCCAACGAGUAGCCCGUCUAGGGACAACGAAGAUCUUUCGCUAGUGGUGCCGAGCCUCGCGAGCUUGAAGUCGCCUCCGACUUUGGAUCAACGGCAAAGAGCCGCGACAGAAGAGCCGACAGUACCAGACUUUGAGGCAGAAGCGCCGGCGGAAGUUUCGGCGGAGAUUCCUUUGCCGAAGGCCGAGCCAGCACAAGAACCCUCUCCUGAGCCCGUGCCUGAGCCCACUCCGGAGCCUGCCGAGCAAUCUCCAGCAGAACCUGAAGACGAGGUUGCUGUGGAAGCUCCAGCUGAGACAUCACCCGAAGCUCCCACGACUGAGACUGAAGAGGCGGCGGUUGAGGAGAUCCUGGAAGCUCCUGCUGAGAUUGUGGCGGGAGGACUAGCCCCGUCUCCUGUUAUAGAGGAGAUGACCAAGGCUGAACCGGAGCCUGCGCCCACGAAUGGACUCAAAGUGUUCGAGGACCCCUUUGUUGAUGACGGUACGAUUGCCAACCCGGACAUCACUUCUCCCGUACUGGAAGACAAGCCUGUGAACGAGGUUGCUGUGCCAGCGCCGAGCAACGGCUUUGAGGCCAACGGCACUCCAGAGACCCCCGAGAAAGCCCGUCAGACGUCGAGACUGCUCGAUAGUGGUGUUACGAGGGUCAAGGCGAAGUCUUUGGACGUCCACGGCUUCAGGAAGCUACAGUCAAUCAUCAGAGAUAACAAGGCUGUGUUCACGGAUGAGAAGUUCGAAGCGCUGCUCCGCGGACUGUUUGAGUACCUAGAGUCCCCCCUAGAGACCCUCGCGCCGGAGAGGGUUCAGGAUGUCAAGGCACAGAUCCUCGCAACGAUCAAGCUUUUACUCAAGAAGGAACGGGACAACUUCCAACCACACGUCUCACGAGGCCUCGAGUCUCUCGUGUCAACACGCAGCGCAUAUGACUCACGCACCCGCAUCGUCAGCGGUCUGGAGCUCCUCGCAGAAGAGCUUGUAGCUCUCGGAGACCCACCCGAGAUUGUUGUGGUCAUGACCAAGCUUCUGCAAAGCAAACAGGACACGACGAUUGAGGGCAGCCGCUGUCUCGCUACAGGCCUACAUGUGCUGAAGGAGCUUCUCGACAAGCGUACUGGCUUCACGCCCUCGGACAACGAGCUCGCGCAGCUUGCCGGCCUCGCCGGCCGCUGUCUCGAGUCAACGGACUCUGGCGUUCGCAUGGGCGCCGUGCAACUCUGCGUUGCUCUGCACGCGCGGAUUGGGGAUGCGCCGUUCUGGGAGCUUAUCAAAGGCGCCAAGGACGACCCGAAGAAUCUCAUCACGUACUACAUCGCGAAGCAUCAACGAGAGAGCAGCGUCGGAGCCUAG
This is a messenger RNA of Colletotrichum phormii, 3474 nucleotides long. Its product is annotated as clasp N terminal-domain-containing protein. The record is from RefSeq and is a predicted model, not a curated record. The transcript has 3 exons. Lineage: Eukaryota; Fungi; Ascomycota; Sordariomycetes; Glomerellales; Glomerellaceae. Gene Ontology annotation, molecular function: microtubule binding. Gene Ontology annotation, biological process: mitotic spindle assembly; astral microtubule depolymerization. The coding region runs from base 1 to 3474 and encodes 1157 amino acids. Gene Ontology annotation, cellular component: cytoplasmic microtubule; mitotic spindle midzone; microtubule organizing center.